Messenger RNA from Aedes aegypti (yellow fever mosquito), 1363 nucleotides. It is a transcript of the gene Ass, whose product is annotated as argininosuccinate synthase. Gene Ontology annotation, cellular component: cytoplasm. Bases 58 to 1296 code for a protein of 412 amino acids. The transcript has a single exon. Gene Ontology annotation, molecular function: argininosuccinate synthase activity; ATP binding. The record is from RefSeq and is a predicted model, not a curated record. Lineage: Eukaryota; Metazoa; Arthropoda; Insecta; Diptera; Culicidae. Gene Ontology annotation, biological process: urea cycle; L-arginine biosynthetic process.
AUCAGUUCCCUAGUGGCAGUUGAACAGUAAACAUCAAAGCGAUCGUUGAGCAUCACCAUGUCUGGAAAGGAGAAAAUUCUACUGGCCUAUUCCGGUGGCUUGGACACCAGUUGCAUUUUGAAAUGGUUGCUCGAGAAAGGAUACGAGGUGAUCUGCUUCAUGGCAGACGUUGGCCAGGAGGAAGACUUUGUCGCAGCACGGGAGAAAGCUCUUCGUGUUGGUGCAAAGGAUGUGAUCAUCAAGGACAUGAAGCGAACCUUUGUGGAGAAGUUUGUUUGGCCCGCUAUUCAGAUGGGUCUCGUCUAUGAGGAUCGGUAUCUGUUGGGAACAUCAUUGGCUAGACCAUGCAUUUCGAUCGGACUGAUGGAGUCUGCAGCCGAACAUUCUUGUAGCAUAAUCUCUCACGGAGCAACCGGUAAGGGAAACGAUCAGAUUAGGUUUGAACUGAGCUGCUAUGCCUUGGAUCCGAAAAUUAAGGUUAUUGCUCCAUGGCGUUUGCCCGAGUUUUGCAAACGUUUUCAAGGUAGGAAGGAUUUGUUGGAUUACGCGCAGAAGCACGGUAUUCCAGUUAGUGCUACUCCAAAAGCACCGUGGUCAAUGGAUGCGAAUAUUAUGCAUAUCAGUUACGAGUCUGGAAUUUUGGAGAAUCCUGCUAAGGCAGCCCCAGAAGAGCUCUAUCAGAUGACACAGUCCGUGAUGAAGAGUUCCAACACUCCAAUCAAGGUAGACAUCACUUUCAAAGAAGGCUUGCCAGUGAGUGUUCUGGAGCAUUCCAGCGGAAAGACGUUGGAAACGCCUUUGGAAGUUCUAACGUUCCUCAAUAAGAUAGGCGGCGAGCAUGGAGUGGGCAGAGUGGAUUUGGUCGAGAAUCGAUUCCUUGGUUUGAAAUCGAGAGGAGUGUACGAGACACCGGGUGCAACUAUUUUGCACGUUGCUCACAAAGAUAUGGAAGUUUACUGUCUGGAUCGGGAAAUCUUCCGAGUCAAAUCAUUUUUGGCACUGAAGAUGGCGGACUACGUUUACAAUGGAUUCUGGUACUCACCAGAGGCGGAAUAUGUGAGAACCUGCUUGGUUGGGGCACAGAAAAAUGUUUCCGGAAAGGUAACCCUGGAAAUUUUCAAGGGACACGUAAUGGCCAUUGCAAGGGAGUCUACCAAAACUAUCUACAAUCAGGAACUGGCAUCAAUGGAUGUGCAUGGAACUCUUUCGCCGUAUGCUGCCACUGGAUUUAUCGAGGUUAAUGCAAUGCGUUUGAAGGAGCACUAUCGAGUAUUUGGAAGUGCUAAUAUGGAAUAAUGUGCUGAUUUGUAUUGUAAUAUUUGCACUGAAUAAAUGUGUACAAAACAAAUUUAUAAAAGUUAAA